UACUCCCGUUUUACUGGGUUCAUGUCUUUCUGGGUUUCUGUGAUGUCUGACUUCGAAGUGGCUUCACGAAAUGGAUGGCUUCACUCCUUUCCAGAAUCAGAGGCACGAUCGUGUUUCUUCCAUUUUCGACAAGCGAACUAUCGACGCAUUCAACACGAUGCAGAUUUGAUGGAACUUGAAUCAAAUGCUACCUUCUCGCUCAACCUCAGAAGUCUCAUUGCUCUUGCGUUUAUACCCCCAUCGGAUGUAAGUGCUAGUUUCGAAGAAUUGCUUCGUAGUGACUUCUUUGAGGAAAACAAGGAUACGUUGGAUAACUACGUGAGUUAUUUUCGAAAUACGUGGAUCGGCGCCUUUGACCCGGCAGGAACUCGGCAAACACCGAUGUUCCCGAUUCCACUUUGGAAUUGUUAUUUGAGCGUUUUACGAGGUCUUCCUAAAACCAACAACUACUGCGAGGGCUUUCAUCGAGGGUUUUCGUCUAUGCUUUCUGUCCACCAUCCAACCCUACCAAAACUCGUCACCGGACUUUUGAAAGAACAGGCCAUUACCACGUUUAAAUCAGAGCAAUUUGUGGCAGCAAUUUUCGAAAAACCACCAAAAUCAGUUAUGGAUCAACGGGAUCGCCUGAAAACCGCCGUUGACCGGUAUGGCAAAAUUCCUAGAAGCGAAUACAUCCGCGGAAUUUGUCACUGUAUUGCAUUGAAGUAA
Molecule: messenger RNA, 708 nt
Organism: Folsomia candida
Lineage: Eukaryota; Metazoa; Arthropoda; Collembola; Entomobryomorpha; Isotomidae
Exons: 2
Coding region: 22-708 (228 amino acids)
Source: RefSeq, a predicted model, not a curated record